AUGUCUAACAACGACAUCAUUUUCCAAGUCAGACACGAUGUCGCUCGUGUUGAGCGUCUCCGCACGUUCCUGACCUGGAAAGCAAUUAGAAAAACCGUCAAAGACUCGGACGACAAAGAAAGCCUCGUCGAUGAAGCCGAAAUGGAUGAUGGUGUCGUCGCCGGUCCGGCGGAUGACGCACAAGCCAACAGGGUCAAGUUCCCCACCGUCUCGUUCCCGUGGGAGGUAUCAUCCUUCUUCUCUGAAAACGUGGCCGAAGCUAGUCAGGAUGAUCUCAUGAACAUCACCAGCAGCGAAGCCGCGCUGGAGAAACUGCGCAAGAACGACGAGCGGACCCGCGACAUGACCGUUGCCGAGUACGCCACUUGGUCGGAGUACCGCCACGCAUCAUUGACGUAUCGCAAGGCGAAGCGGUUCAGAGAGUGGUGCGGGCUGGGCGUCAUUGUGGAAAACAAGCCCAACGAUGAUGUGAUGGAUAUCCUAGGCUUCUUGACCAGUGAGAUGGUACAGAAUCUAACAGCCGAGGCGCUAAAGGUACAAGAGCAAGAGGUAGUCUGCGGCGGGAAGGGAUCCACGACUGGCUUUGAGAUGGGCCAGCAGAGUAAAACGGUGCUGUUUUCUGAACUCGAAGGGAUUAGGAAGGCUAUUGACGAGAAGCAUGUUCGCACGGCGUUUCAGCGGCUGCAACAACGACCAAAGAAGCGGCGGGCUUUGUUGAAUGAGGUUAGCUUGGUCAGCUACAUCGAAGUGCCUUCAUUCGCCCAUAGAUAUUAUGUUGGCCUCCGAAGCCCGCCAAGGUUGCAUAUGCUAUAA
This is a messenger RNA of Colletotrichum spaethianum, 813 nucleotides long. RefSeq names its product SAGA-associated factor 29. Gene Ontology annotation, molecular function: transcription coregulator activity. The record is from RefSeq and is a predicted model, not a curated record. Gene Ontology annotation, biological process: transcription by RNA polymerase II. The transcript has 2 exons. Gene Ontology annotation, cellular component: SAGA complex. The coding region runs from base 1 to 813 and encodes 270 amino acids. NCBI's taxonomy places the organism in Eukaryota, Fungi, Ascomycota, Sordariomycetes, Glomerellales, Glomerellaceae.